UUAAAUAUUACCUCCAGUUCCAUCCUCGGCAUCGUUCAGUUCAGUUUAAGUGGUCUACCAGUGCGGCGAACCAUCUUCAACGAUCAACCUUAACUCCAACCAACAGAACCAAUUUUCCACACGUCAACUUCCAAGCGAACCAGUUUGGAUCUUCUCCGAGUACAGCGCGUCCAGACUUCGUCUGUUCUGUGAUACAUCCAAAGCUAGCCGGAAAGUCCGGAGUAGUUCCAAAGGGGCACCUUGCCUUGCCGAAAAAAAAGUUAUACCAAAAAAAGUGAUAUUUCCUGUUCCAGUUUUCGAAACUACUAAACCAAAUCAAGCACGGUGCAGACCGAACAUCGUCACACGAGCUUAUCUCCCUCACCCUCAGAAUCACUGUCAGCUCCGGCACCGCCAUGGCACCAACCAUCCACAAGGAGGAUAAUUUCUCCACCACGAAUCUCAAGUGGAAGAUGACUCUCGUCCAACCAUCCGGAGAACUGAGCGCCAAGAUCAAGGAGGAGCUGCGCGAGCCAGCGAAUCCUGCCGACAUUGAGCGCGACAUCGGAAUCAUCCGUGAAUGGCUCGGCAAGCAGCCGCAUCUGCCAAAGGAUAUGGACGAUGCACGUCUGCGUACCUUCCUGCGGGGUUGCAAGUUCAGCAUCGAACGCGUCAAGCAGAAGCUGGACAUGUACUACACCAUGCGUAAUGCCGUGCCGGAGUUCUUCACCGACCGUGACGUGAACCGUCCGGAGAUGGCCGAGAUUCUGAACGUAGUUCACAUGCCACCGCUACCAGGACUGACCCCAGCCGGUUGCCGUGUGGUGAUGCUCCGCGGUACCGACAAGGACAUCACCACCCCGAACGUCAUCGAAUCGAUGAAGCUAACGCUGAUGAUCGGUGAUAUUCGGCUUGCCGAGGAAUCGGUCGGUGUUGCCGGCGAUGUUUACAUCCUGGAUGCCAGCGUGGCCACCCCAACGCACUUCGCCAAAUUCACUCCCACACUGGUCAAGAAGUUCCUCAUCUGUGUUCAGGAGGCCUAUCCAGUUAAACUGAAGGAAGUGCACGUAGUCAAUGUUUCGCCGAUCGUCGAUACCAUUGUCAACUUUGUCAAACCCUUCCUGAAGGAGAAGAUCCGUGAGCGUAUCCACAUCCACAGCAGCAUGGAAGAUCUGUACAAGUUUGUACCGAAGUCGAUGCUGCCGACCGAGUACGGCGGCGAUGCCGGAGCGAUCAAGGACCUGAACGAGCAAUGGCGCGGCAAGUUGGCCGAAUACACCGCCUGGUUCAAGGAACAGGAACCCAGCAAGGCCAACGAAUCACUCAGACCGGGCGCCCCCAAGACCGCCGAUGAGCUGUUCGGUAUGGACGGAACCUUCAGACAGCUGACCAUCGAUUAGACGAAGCAGCCGUCAAUCUGACCAUCCACCGAACAUCGCCCAUAAUCCCUUCCCAAAAAACAUGCAUUCCAAAAAAAAAAAAGUAAUAACCCAGCAAUCCCAAAUAAUCCCUUCAUGUCUAAACGUUUCACCAGUUCCAUUUCCAUUCCUAAACCAAAUUACUUAAAUUACAAUAGGACGCUCAAAAUACCGCGCAGUUAGAAUCAAUAUUCUCAUCUUCCAUUCAACCUAGAAUGGUUCGAGCCCGAUUACCGAAGGCAGUUCGAACUGUUCGUGACCCCAAACCAAAUUUUGCUCAAAAAUUGAUUGAUAUUCUUUUCGAUUGUUUGGAAAGCGGUGGUCACCUCACGAACACGGGGUUGACCACACAGUAGAUUUCAGGACCCUUGGUCCACAUCAUUUCGGGGGCAUCCGUACAUUUGGUCUCGGAUAGCGCUGUAUAGAUAAUAAUGCAUAAAUAUUUUGUUAUGUUUUUGUGUAGUGUGCCCAGUUCUACAGCUUGAUCUUUAUUUGCAUGCAUCCAGUCAUCAUUGUGUCCGAAAGGGGAAAAAAACCUAAAACAUAUCAUACUGAGAAUUGAGAUUCUGUAACUCAUCGAGAAAAAAAAACAAACUAUCUAGAGCAGUCAGUUUUUGUUGUACCAGUUUUGUUUUAUAUUUUGUACGUAUUUGCUAUUAAAGACUUUCUUGUUUAAAAGGAACUAAAA
This is a messenger RNA of Malaya genurostris, 2085 nucleotides long. Its product is annotated as alpha-tocopherol transfer protein-like. Gene Ontology annotation, cellular component: membrane. The coding region runs from base 396 to 1379 and encodes 327 amino acids. The transcript has 4 exons. NCBI's taxonomy places the organism in Eukaryota, Metazoa, Arthropoda, Insecta, Diptera, Culicidae. Gene Ontology annotation, molecular function: phosphatidylinositol bisphosphate binding. The record is from RefSeq and is a predicted model, not a curated record.